Molecule: messenger RNA, 648 nt
Organism: Cladophialophora psammophila CBS 110553
Lineage: Eukaryota; Fungi; Ascomycota; Eurotiomycetes; Chaetothyriales; Herpotrichiellaceae
Exons: 2
Coding region: 1-648 (215 amino acids)
Source: RefSeq, a predicted model, not a curated record
AUGAACAGAUAUCUCGGAUACAAGUUGCUCCCAGCUGCGGACCGAGAGCACGAUCCCGGACGGUCACUGAACAAAGAGAAGGCUAUUGCCCACUCCGAGAAGCUGAAAAUACUCUCAAUACUGGGGAUCAUCUUGGCUAUCCUGGCUUUCGUCAGCGUAUGCCUCCGCCUCAUUGUCGCAGAGAGCCCACGCCCACCUCGCCAUCCUCCCUUCUUGACACUCUGCGGUUCAACCCGCGCCGAAGCCCUGUCCCACAACUGCACAUUUGACGUCUUAAGCUUUGCUUGGAUGCCACCAGCCUGCCAUGAUCCGGAGCUGUGCGAAGAGUUCUGCAGUGUCAGUGUGUCAAGGACUGAGGUUGAAGAAGGCAAGGUAGAGAAAGUGUACACCCCUAGGGAGUAUGAAGAGCUUCAGUGCGUGUUUUCGUGGAGGAAGGUGCAUAGGGCCGUGUCAAAGGGGGCGCCGGUGGACGGGUUCAGCGGUGACAAAGGGUAUUCCGAGUACUGUGGCGCAUUGUUGGUGGAAAGGGUUGGACGACCCAACGAGGAUAGUGUCCAUGCCGAUAAUACAGCGCACCAGGCUUUCUCGACGGAGUUGAAGUUUCCGCACUGCGGUGUGGAAAACUUUGUACGCAAUCAUUCGCACUAA